Molecule: messenger RNA, 2040 nt
Organism: Nicotiana tabacum (common tobacco)
Lineage: Eukaryota; Viridiplantae; Streptophyta; Magnoliopsida; Solanales; Solanaceae
Product: putative anion transporter 6, chloroplastic
Biological process (GO): transmembrane transport
Molecular function (GO): transmembrane transporter activity
Source: RefSeq, a predicted model, not a curated record
AAAGUAGAAGUAAAAUCACCAAUUUAAAAAGAAAUUGAAAAAACCCCUCUUUCUGAUUGAUCUAUAUAAAAAUUGCUGAGUAUAGGAGCAUUAGUGCAAUAAUUUUUUUUUUCAUAUUCAAGAAAAAUCAAAGAAUUCUUGAAAAACCCCAACAAUGGCUAAAUUCACAGUUAGAGCAGAAAACAAUAACUUAUUUAAUUUUCCCAACUUUGUAAACCAUAAAGUUUCAAUCUUUAACACUUUGAGACCUCAAAGAUUGAAUCUUUUAGCCCAAAACCAUAGUUUGAAGUUCAGAGUUUCUUGCAGCAUAAUAGAGAGAGAAAAGGAAAAAGCUUUAGAAAGGCAGAGAAUACUUGAGGGGUUGAAAGUGAAUGGUGAGUUGAGCAAGAAGGGGGAAUUGAUCUCAACUUCUGGAAAUGAAUUGGGAGCUGAAAAUGAGGAUAAGGAAGUUGGUUUUGAGUGGAGUUGGCCACCUUGGAAGAAUUUGCCUCAAAGAUAUAAGCUCAUUGGAACUACUUCUCUUGCCUUUGUUAUCUGUAAUAUGGAUAAGGUCAAUUUGAGCAUUGCCAUUAUUCCAAUGUCGCAUCAAUUCGGUUGGAAUUCAUCAGUAGCUGGAUUGGUCCAGUCAUCUUUCUUUUGGGGUUAUGCAUUAAGUCAAUUGCCAGGUGGAUGGCUUUCGAAGAUAUUUGGUGGGAGUAAAGUUCUUGAAGUUGGAGUCUUAGUCUGGUCUCUGGCAACAAUGUUAGUUCCCUAUCUUGCAGGGUUUAUGCCUGCACUCAUCUUUUCAAGGAUCUUGGUUGGGAUAGGAGAAGGAGUUUCACCAUCAGCUGCCACUGACCUGAUUGCCAGGACAAUACCAUUAGAAGAACGCUCUCGAGCAGUAUCAUUUGUUUUUGGUGGUUUGAGUUUUGGAAGUGUUACCGGACUUCUGUUGGCUCCUCCACUGAUCCAGAACUACGGGUGGGAGUCUGUAUUUUACUUGUUUGGCUUUCUAGGCAUAGGUUGGUUUUUAGGAUUUCAAUUGGUUAAAGAAGAUCGGCCCUGGUUUUCCACAGAAUCCAUGUCUUGGCCGCCGUCUUUUUCUAGAAAUAAAUCAAUGGGUUCAUCAUUGGGAGAGUUGAGCGCCUCUCUAAAGGAUGUACCGUGGAAGGCAUUUUUCAAAAGCAAAGCUGUGUGGGCGAUGAUAUAUGCACAUUUUUGUGGGAGUUGGGGCCAUUAUACUUGCUUAUCUUGGCUUCCUACCUAUUUCAGUGAGGAGCUGAACCUUAAUCUGACAGAAGCAGCAUGGGUCUCAGUUUUCCCUCCAUUAGCUUCAAUUUUUGUUACAAGCAUUGCAUCACAAUUUGCUGAUAGCUUGAUUUCCAAAGGGGUUGAUACAUCAGUGGUGAGAAAAAUUUGUCAAACAAUUGCUUUUUUAUCCCCGGCGACCUGUAUGAUUCUUUCUUCCUUGGACUUUGGUUUGCCUCCUUGGGAAGUAGUAACAAUCCUCACUGGUGGUUUAGCUCUCUCAAGUUUUGCCUUAUCAGGCCUAUAUUGCACCCAUCAAGACAUUUCACCCGAAUAUGCAAGCAUUCUUCUGGGUAUUACCAACACCGUGGGGGCAGUUCCCGGAAUUGUAGGCGUCGCUCUCACUGGUUUUCUUCUUGAUUCAACUCACUCGUGGAGCAUUUCUUUGUUUGCACCAUCAAUUUUCUUCUACCUCACUGGAACAGUUGUGUGGCUGGCAUUUGCAAGCAGUAAGCCGCAGACCUUCUCGGAGGGUGAUUGACCUCAUUAUUCAGCUCGGGUUGAUCAGCAAACAUACAUAAAUACUACUAACAGCUCAGCACGAAACAUAUUGUCUACUAAUCCAUUUUUUUUUUGUAUGUAUAAAGUAUAUUAAUCAUGAAUUGUAGGGAUUUUGCAACUUUAGUGAAGAGUACCCUCAUUUUUCAGAUUGUAGUUACAUAAAGUGCUCAGCAGAUGUAUAAUGAACAUCUUUAAUAGUUAUGGUUUACUCCAAAUACUCAUCAGCAGCUUUCCAUGGUACUUUUUGCAUUA